GCGGCGUCAUAUGACCGCGGCGCGGGGGCGAGCCGGGCCGAGAGGGAGCGCGCGGUGCCGAGAGCCGCCGGAGCCGUCCCGGUCCUCCCGCCAGUGCCCGGCCGUCGCUGCCGCCGCCCCGCCGCAGCCAUGUUGGCGUUGCUCUCCCGGCUGCUGGACUGGUUCCGCUCGCUAUUCUGGAAGGAGGAGAUGGAGCUCACCCUGGUGGGGCUGCAGUACUCCGGCAAGACCACCUUCGUCAACGUCAUCGCGUCAGGUCAAUUCAGUGAAGAUAUGAUUCCUACUGUGGGCUUCAACAUGAGGAAAGUGACAAAGGGUAAUGUAACAAUAAAGAUUUGGGAUAUAGGAGGGCAGCCCCGGUUCCGAAGCAUGUGGGAGCGAUACUGCAGGGGAGUUAAUGCUAUUGUCUAUAUGGUAGAUGCUGCAGAUCGUGAAAAAAUAGAAGCCUCUCGGAAUGAGCUGCACAAUCUUCUAGAUAAGCCACAGUUACAAGGAAUCCCUGUUCUAGUACUUGGAAACAAGAGAGACCUUCCUAAUGCUUUGGAUGAGAAACAGCUAAUCGAGAAGAUGAACCUUGCUGCUAUUCAGGACAGAGAAAUCUGCUGCUACUCAAUUUCUUGCAAAGAAAAAGAUAAUAUAGAUAUCACUCUUCAGUGGCUUAUUCAGCAUUCAAAGUCUAGAAGAAGCUGAAGUCUUCCUGGAAUCUCCAGUACCAGUUGGCCAUAAUCUCAAUUGUCCACUUCCCUCCAUAAUGAGAUAUAACCCGAAAAUCCUGUAACAAGAAUCUGCCUUUUCACAGUUCAUUUCUCAUGUGCACUGCUGAAGACUUGUAUUCCUAUUAUGUCACAAAACAACUAGAGUUGUCAUAAAGUCAGCACAAAUAUUUAUUUUACAACCAUCUACGGUGGGAGGGUCGUGGGGGGGCUUUUUAAGAAAAAAAUCUACCAUGUUAACUAUGAUGGUACACUCUGUUCUGGUUUUUCAGGGCCAGGUUUUUAUAUGAUUUUCAGCAAGUGUUUUAUUUCUAGUGUUUAGUGGCUUGAAGAUGCUGAUGCUUGACAGCAUUAAGAUUCUGUAAGAUGCCACAUACAGUAGUUAGAAAACAUUUAAACGUGAGUUGUGGGAUAGUUUAUCUCACAAAUGCAUGUGAUGUGUGUAUUUAGCAGAGAAAUGGAUACUGUUUGCAGAGGGGAGCACAAGACAUAGCUCAGCAUCACUGAUCUACAGCUGAGAUCUUAUCCUAUCACUUAAAAGAAAAAAACAUGAUGAAUUAGGAGAGUCAACUGCUUAAACUCAUUUUGUUGCUUCUGUUUAACAUUUGUCUGGGGAAUGGGAAUGGACUGUUCUGUCAAGCUUUCGAAAUCGGAGUAUUCCAGCAUGAGAACAAAUCGCUUGGUUCAAACACAUGUUUCUAUCUUUGGAUUCUAGUGAUCUCUAUCUGAAACCAGAAUACACAUUCUGAGCGGCUGCAUGACACUUAAAUUACUGAUGUUUUUGUAUAGAGUCGGUUGUUGACCUUUAGCACAAUAUCUAUGUAAUUGUCUAGUGUCUCUCCUGCUCAAUGAAUAGCUGGGCACGGUUUCACCUGGUGCUAUGAAACAUCUCAGCUAUUGUGACAACUCUAGAGCUGCCUGCUUUCUUGAUGUAACCAUGUGCAAAGUCUGUAAGUGGCAAGGUGAAAUGUUCAACUGUGUCAAAGCACAAGAGAGCCAACGAAUCGAUCCUAUUUCUUGACUAGCUUCUACAGUGUAGGGAAGUAUAUAUAAACUAAAGAUUGUAAUGUUUUUGUAGCUUUACUUUCUCAAUGACUUCAAUAUAUUUAAAGGGACAGACUUGUGAAGACUGGUUUGUUCAUACAGUAAUGUCAGUGUAGCUUGCUAGUGUAUACAAAUACAUGAUACACCUGCUUGCAUUGCCUCACACUGUGUGUGAUUCUUCCUUACCUAAAUGUGGAGUUUGCGUUACUUUGGUUGAAAACACUGCUUUGUCCGUAUCAGUAAUGACAAAUCAGUUUUAGUUUGGACUACCACGGCCUUACUGUUCGUACAGCUGUUGCACAGACACUACGUGCUGCCUGCAUUCGGUCUGAACUUGGUUUAACUUCUUGUCCCCUUUCAGUUCUCUGACGUGUGAUUUCGAUUAAUUCAUCAUCUGGUGCUGUAGAGGAGAGGGUCUAUUAACUUGCUACUGUAGUCCCUAGUUCACCGUGAACUGCUACAGUUACUCUUAUCUAUCAAACUUGCUUGUGCCUAAAAUAUGGGAACUAAACUAGAAUGUGUGAAUCUUUGUGGGGGACCAGGUCACUGUUUAGUUAACUGGCCUAUAGGUAAACUCGAUGUGUUUGGUGUUUAUCUACUUCACUGCUUUCAGUAUUUAUGGCAUCCAAACACUACCAACUGUUAACCUGUGCAUUACUCUCUGCAUGUGAACAACUUAUACAAUUACUGAACUUUGUAAAUACGUGGAUUUUUUUAUUUAGGUGGAUGCAUAUGUUGGUUUACUGCUCUUCAGCUUUAUUCAAUAAACUUCUGUUUUGAGGGUUGUAUUGACGCUUAACCGACUGACUGGAGUUGAUGUGCUUAACUCAUGGCAUUGCGGGCUGUUUCUGAUUAAAAUUAAAUGGGCAAAGAG
This is a messenger RNA of Lagopus muta (rock ptarmigan), 2631 nucleotides long. It is a transcript of the gene ARL8B, whose product is annotated as ADP ribosylation factor like GTPase 8B. Lineage: Eukaryota; Metazoa; Chordata; Aves; Galliformes; Phasianidae. The transcript has 7 exons. Bases 130 to 690 code for a protein of 186 amino acids. Gene Ontology annotation, molecular function: GTPase activity; GTP binding. Gene Ontology annotation, cellular component: lysosomal membrane. Gene Ontology annotation, biological process: protein transport; anterograde axonal transport. The record is from RefSeq and is a predicted model, not a curated record.